AUGAAAUUAUCUAUAGAAACUGAAAAUUACAGAAGAACAAAAACAAAUCCAGAUCAAAAUUCAAUAAUUAGCUAUUCUACAAAUAAGUCUUGCAACUCAAGUGUAAUAAAUAUGUUAUUAAUAAAUAGGAACGCAAAACUUAAGUCAAAGUUGCUUGUAAGGUAUUAUGUGAAAUGAGAGAAGAUGAAUCAAGUAAAUUAGCAAUGAAAUUCACUUAACUAAGAAUUGUUUUAGCCACUUAAUCUCUAUUGCAUUUAUUAUAAAAGUAUAAAUCAGCAAAAUUGUAAACAUACUUUUGGAUCAUCUAAUAAGAAAGAAAAACUACACAACAUAAUGGUUUCAUAGAUCCAAAUCAAACAAUAUCAUUACAACCAGUUGUAGAAGAUUUAUCUAAUCAUUAAAUUAGAGUAUAAAUACAUUAAAUGUAAUUUCAGUAAAUUCCUACUGUGACAGCAAUUGUACUUAAUCAUGUUUUGAAUAAAAUUAUAAUUUAACAGUAAAAGUCAAUCUUUAAAAGAAUCAAAGCACAAUCAAACAUCUACAAAGCAAUUACAUAAAUUAAAAACUUUAUUUAAUAAUUUCAAAAAAGGUCUUAAUAUAUUGGUCUUAUAAAUAUUAUGAGAUGCAAUUAAAAUAGGAAAAUAUAAAAAACAAGUGUUCUUGAUUAAAAUCAUGAGAUUCAAUCUGAAGAUGAACUAUCAGAAUAAAUUAUUGAUCAUCCUGAAGAAAUGACAAUAAAAGAAUAAUUAGCUAUUAAAUUUGCUAGUACUACAAUUUUAUCUUCCAUUUUAAAUGAAAAAAUAAAAAAACAAUAAUUUGCUUUAUUUUUUAAUAUUCUUAGAGGUCAAUUCUAAAAUAAAUAAUUAAAUCUAUCAUAAACAAAUGAAAUUACUCAGAUUUAUGAAUAGUCAUAUUUGGAUUAAGAUCCUAUAUUGAUUGGAACAGGUCAUCUAUGCUCUGUAGUAUAUGCAAGAUUAAAAGAUUAUUAAUAGGAAAUCAAAACAGUAAAUUAAAACAAAGAACACUUAAUUGGAGAUUCUUUAAAUACAUUGAUUUUACGUAAACAUUCUGAAUAAUCUAAUAAUAAUUCAUAUGAGGAUCUUUAUACAUAAAGAAUACUCCCUUCAUAAUUUAGACAUGAAGAAGAAGAGAAUGAAAAUGAAAUUUAAAUACUUGAAAAUAAUAAUGACUUUAAAAUGCCAUGUUCUUUACAACAUAUUACAGAUAUUGAUAUUUUGGAUUCUACAAAGGAAAUCGAAUAAAAAAUAUAAGAUACUUAAUAAAUUUAAUCAAAGAUUAAGAAUAAACAUUAAGAUCUAAUUAAGAAUGCUGUGAAAUCUUAUUGUAAUUAACAAUAAAGAAAAAAUAGUUUAUAAGGGACUCCAAGAACUUAAUAAAGAGAAGAGAAUAGAGAAAAUGUGAUAAAGGAGGGUAAAAAAUAAGAUAAGCAAUUAUACAUUAUUCCUAUUAUUGGAAUAUGCAUGAUUGCUUUGAUAUUUUUAAUUUUGUAAUGA
Molecule: messenger RNA, 1514 nt
Organism: Paramecium pentaurelia
Lineage: Eukaryota; Ciliophora; Oligohymenophorea; Peniculida; Parameciidae
Source: the annotation of a GenBank genome assembly